Punctularia strigosozonata HHB-11173 SS5 is the source of this 3457-nucleotide messenger RNA. RefSeq lists its product as uncharacterized. Bases 131 to 2944 code for a protein of 937 amino acids. The transcript is spliced from 6 exons. The record is from RefSeq and is a predicted model, not a curated record. NCBI's taxonomy places the organism in Eukaryota, Fungi, Basidiomycota, Agaricomycetes, Corticiales, Punctulariaceae.
GCCCGCUGCACUCGCGAGUCUAUCUCGGUAGCCGGGCACUGAUUCCGACUAGGAUAUUCACCCGGUCGUUCCCUCGCUCGCUACACCACCACCGACAGGCCACAGUCGCUUGACCGUCUUCGUAUCCACCAUGGAUUACGAUCGGUACGACGCCUUCUUGCACCACAUCUUCAAGCAGACCCAGGGCGAUGCCUGGUUCCGCCCGAACGAGGAAAACCUGACCGGCGGUGUCGCUCUCCGCGUCGCCGACGGCGAGUUCCGCGUGUUCCCGUACGAGAACAUCACCCUCGAGCCAUUCGAGGCGGCCGUCGCUGCUCUCAACCCCGUCGUCGCGGUCAAGAUCCGCAGUGCCGCCGUCCACGCAGCGCUCGCAGAAGUGACACCGGAAGACAAGUCCAUCUAUGUCGACGCGAAUACCCGGAUACAGAUCAUCGAAACCAUGAUGCAGCUCCCCCAAGCCGAGAGAGAGCAAUGCGGCGCGUUCAUCCGAGACGAACGCGUGCUCAUCGUCUGGUCCGAUUCGCUCGACCAGAUCAUCCCGACGUGCCACGACUUCGAGGAGCGCCUGAUCAAGCUCCUUUGGCGCUCGCGGCCGCACGCGCUCGGCGUUCCUUCCGCUUCUUCUCACCACAACUCGGUCGACGGCUCCGUCUCCGGCCACUCACUGUCCGGCCUCAAUGCCGCUCAGGCACCGACGCCCUCCCGCCGCGGCACCCUCGGCUACAUGGGCUCCGCGAUGGGCUCGAGUGUCUCACUCGGACUCGGCGACCCGGAGAAAUCCGCUGGCCUUGGCGAGAAGCGCACGAUCACGAAGACGAAGCGGACGUGGUACGGUCGCAAACGCACGGUGGUUGUCGAGGUGGACGAAGAAGACCUCGGUCCGGAGGAACGCCCCGCGCGGCUGUUCUCGCCGUUCUACAACGGCAUCGCUGCAGGGCUUGCGCUCGUAUUUAUGGGCAAUGGUGUCGCGACGCUACUCAAAGAGUGGUUGCUUGACGGCGACUUCACGCGCUUCGCGCUGGCCGCGCUCAUCCCGUGUCUGUACGCCGUCUCGCUCUUCUUCGCGCUGCAGAUCGUGCAGAACCUGUCCAUGGCCGUCGGUCCCGUCGCGCAGUACCACGAGAACUCCAAGUACUACUCGGCGAACAAACCCCGGCCGAACAAGGUCGUCGACAACAACCUCCCGCACAUCACCAUUCAGAUGCCCGUGUACAAGGAGUCCCUUCACGAGGUGUUGGCGCCGUCAAUCGAGUCGCUCAAGAAGUGCAUGCAAACGUAUGCCAGGCAGGGCGGAACUUCGACCAUCUUCAUCAACGACGACGGUCUGCGGGUACUGGACGACGAGGCUCGCGAUGAGCGCAUCGCCUUCUACGCGAACCACAACAUCGGCUGGGUCGCGCGGCCAAAGCACGACGACGCACCCGACGGGUUCAAGCGUGCGGGUCGCUUCAAGAAGGCAUCGAACAUGAACUACGGCCUCGCGCUCUCGCUCAAGAUCGAGAAGCACCUUGAGGCGCUUCAGGCGGAAGAGAAGGCGCGCAACCCCGACGGUCUCCCCGGCGCUCGCAUUUCGUCCUCCACCAACCCGCACGAUUACCAGUACCCCGGCUUCGGUCUCCAGUACCAGGGCGUCGGUGGCGGCGAGCAGGGGCAGGUCGGUCAGGUCGCGCAACAGUACGAGGACAUCGAGGAGAAGGCGCUGCAGAUGGCGAUCGAGGAGGUGUACGAGAACUCGGGUCGCCGGUUCAGGCCAUGGGCGGCGAACGGCAAGUCUUGCCGUGUCGGCGAGCUCAUUCUCAUCGUCGACUCGGACACCGUCGUCCCCGAAGAUUGCUUGCGUGACGCGGCGCGCGAAAUGGCGGAGUGCCCGACGGUCGGUGUCAUCCAGCACGAGUCGGACGUCAUGCAGGUUGCACACCACUACUUCGAGAACGGGAUCGCGUACUUCACCCGGCGUAUCAAUCGUUGCAUCUCCUUCACAUGUGCCAACGGCGAGGUCGCGCCUUUCGUCGGUCAUAACGCGUUCCUCCGGUGGAGGGCGUUGCAAGACGCUGCAUUCGUCGACACGGACGGUGUCGAGAAGAUCUGGUCCGAGUCCAACGUGUCCGAGGACUUCGACAUGGCCCUCCGUUUACAGAUGCGCGGCUUCAUCAUCCGUUGGGCAACGUAUUCCAACGGCGGAUUCAAGGAGGGUGUCUCACUCACCGUCGACGAUGAAUUGAACCGCUGGCAAAAGUACUCGUAUGGUUGCUCCGAGCUGCUCUUCAACCCCAUCAUCCAGUGGUGGCGCCGCGGCCCGAUUGCCCACCAGAUUCAUCGGUUCAUGUGGUCGAACGCUCCCAUGCACUACAAGAUAUCGAUGAUGGCGUACAUGUUCUCCUACUACGGUAUCGCGGCGAGCAUGACCAUCGGUAUCCUCAACUACGUGCUGCUCGGUUUCCAGUUCCCGGUGGACGGAUACUACAUGCACUCGUUCGAGAUCUGGCUCGCGACCACGGUCGUGUUUAUCGGCUCGGGCAACGUGGGUUACACACUCCUCGAAUACCGUCUCGGGCACAAGGGCAUCUUCGAGGGUUUCUUCGAGAACGUGCUCUGGGUACCGUUCUUCUUCUUCUUCUUCGGUGGUCUGGCGAUUCCAGUUAGCCAGUCGAUCCUCGCCCAUCUCUUUUCGUACAACAUGACCUGGGCGGCAACGAAGAAGGAAGUCGAGCGCUCAAACUUCUUCAAGGAAGUACCGAAGAUCUUGAAGCGGUUCUGGUUCCCUUUCCUGGUCUCGAUUGUUGUCAUUGCUGGCAUGAUCAUUUGCGCGACGCCGCUUGUACCCAUCGAGUGGCGCGUCGACGGCUCCGGGUGGGCCGUCAUCUUCCCGCUCGCAAUCGUCGCGUCGUGCCAUAUCCUCUUCCCGAUCGUGCUCAACCCGUGGUUGCUCAAGUUCUCGUACUAAAACGAUCCGCUCGAACUGCUCGCUACGCAUGGACUCUGCCACGACCGUGACGUAUACCCCACCUCUGUAUACCAGCUCGUGGCGCCACUCGCCGCCGUACAAACUGCCGUCGCUCGCUCGCCCCGCUCUUUAUAUCGCCACCGCUUUGCCGCUACCGACCUAAACCGGUCCUUGCUUCUGUUCAUCCAGUGUACCACCGUCUUUACUCGCACACAAGUCUAUACGUAUGGUUUGCCUCAUUUAGAACUAUCCUUUCUUAGCGAACACUCGCCAUUUGUUAUCACGGACCCUCCUCAUGAACCAAUAUUUACAAUGUUGUGCACUCUUGAGACGGACACACUCGAUGGACACAGUAUUCACUCGUCAUAGCGCGGCGCUGACGCCUCCCGCCCUCUUCGGCUUUGCACCUUAGACAAUUUCUGUCCUUUGUUAUGGUACUGUCAAAAACUUUACGUGUCACUCAUAGUUUUCUUGGUCGCCUGGGAGACACCCGACGCAGUAAUGCCAUCUCUU